This is a messenger RNA of Rhinolophus ferrumequinum (greater horseshoe bat), 1907 nucleotides long. It is a transcript of the gene C9H1orf232, whose product is annotated as chromosome 9 C1orf232 homolog. The record is from RefSeq and is a predicted model, not a curated record. NCBI's taxonomy places the organism in Eukaryota, Metazoa, Chordata, Mammalia, Chiroptera, Rhinolophidae. The transcript has 4 exons. Bases 1285 to 1857 code for a protein of 190 amino acids.
GCGUGAAGAGGCCCCGCUUACAGUCGCUGGGGAGGGGCCGUGUGGUGCGUGCCCUGGAGGGAAUCCCGGAGCAUCCCGCUUCCCUGCCUGUUCCGCCCUGCACCACCUAUCGCAGCGUUAUCUUCUGGCCCUAUCAUUCCUUCUUGGUUCCCACAUCUUAGACUCCGCGGUGUAGGUGGAAUGUUUUAAGGAUCUCCGGGAGGCAGAGAAAAGUGUCUGUGAUGUGACUAAAUUAAUAAAUGAAAAAGGGAAUACAUUUGGGAUCCCAGCCCCCAUAGGGCUUCCCGAGGUACCUCCAGUCCCUGACAAAGCCCGCGCCAUUUCUCACCGCUCCCCAUUUAUUCCCUUGGGUCUUUAUCCUCCAUCCACCCCCCCAGCCAAAUCUGUGAGGGAGGGGCUGUUCUUCCCCAGAGAUCACAGUGCUCAGGCAUCGUGGCAGACUCAAGAGGGACCAGCUCCUCCCAUAAGAAAAGGAGGUACUCAGAGAAGGACCUCCCAUCUUUGUCCCCUUUCUCUGAGCCCUAGACUACCAGGCCUGGGCUGGCAGCAAAGGCAAAGAGAGAUACAGCCUACGUGUUGUGUGCUCAGAGUCGGGAGAGAACCAGAGAAGCCUUUUCCCAUUCACUGUAGCCUGGUGCCUUCCAGGCUGACCAGAGGAGCUCAGCAAUAAUUCAGGGACUCCAGCUCUUUGGGACCUGUUGCCAGGAAACAGGGAGAUAGGCACGUGCAUCCCUGGGGAGAGGAAUCAGUUUCCAGCCCAGACAAAACAGUGAAAUGUAAGCUGGAGCCACUGACUGAGGGUCUUGGGAUCUUCCCACACCAGUUCACAGAGGCUAAGUGGGGACAUACAGCAGAGCCCUACUAAGGGUACAGCUGGUAUGGUUACAGUCACAGAAGCACCAGUGUGGGUCCUGGGCGCAAGGACUUUGGAAAUGGACUUUGUGAAUGGAAGAGGACUUUUCUGGAAACAUUCCAAGAGAUCAAAUUCAAGAACUCCUAGGCCUCUGUAGAAAGAGAUGUCUUCAUUAUUCUUGGCCAAUAUGGGUCAUGCCAAGGGGCUAAGAUGGAAUAAGCUUGCUCUGUCCCACCCCCACCCCAGACUCUUGGAUCAGUUCACUUGCUGGGCACUGUGCCAGCUGGGGAGGCUGGUGCAUCUUUAAUGCAGUCACCUGAUCCCUGGGACAGGCUUUUGGCCUCACCAAGUUCCUGAAGCUAGACCCACUGGGUGCCCACUGAGCCACUGCCUUCCUGUGCCUGGGUGCCAGGCCCGUUUUCCCUGCCGCCAUGAACCAGGCCUUCUGGAAAACCUACAAAUCCAAAGUGCUACAGACCCUGAGUGGGGAAUCUGAGGAAGACCUGGCAGAGGAGAGUGGGGAUCUUGUGUCCCAGAGGGAGAACCCAGCAUUAGUGGAGUCUGAGAUGGCAGAACAGACUCCAGAAGCUUUCAAUCCCAUGACACAGUUGGCCCGCCGGGUUCAGGGGGUCGGGGUGAAAGGUUGGCUGACAAUGUCAUCUCUGUUUAACAAAGAAGAUGAAGACAAGUUGCUGCCACCGGAUCCCUGUGCUGACCACCCGCUGGCGGCGCCGCCCUCCUCGCAGGCGACGGCGGAGGCGGAGCCGCGCGGGUCCGGAUUCUGGGACGUGUUCGCCAGCAAGUGGCAGCAGCCACAGUCGGCGGCGGCGUCCAUGCUGCGCGGCGCCGAGCCCACCUCGGAGCCAGACCCUGAAGCCGGGGACGAGGCCGCGGAGGAGGCCACCGAGUCGCAGGAGGCCGAUGCGGCGGCUGGCUUCAAGUGGGGCUUCCUCACCCACAAACUGGCAGAGAUGAGGGUGAAGGCUGUGCCCAAGAGUGACUAGCCGGACGGCGGAACUGGGUGCCCGCUCCUCCCCAACCCCAUAAAAACCCU